Rotaria sordida is the source of this 600-nucleotide messenger RNA. The record is from the annotation of a GenBank genome assembly. Lineage: Eukaryota; Metazoa; Rotifera; Eurotatoria; Philodinida; Philodinidae.
AUGUCGGCUGCUGAUCAACGUGCAUUUAAAAAACUGAAAACAGAAGAACAAAAAGAAGAACAAAAAGAAGAACAAAAAGAAGAACAAAAAGAAGAACAAAAAGAAGAACAAAAAGAAGAACAAAAAGAAGAACAAAAAGAAGAACAAAAAGUAGAACAAAAAGUAGAAAAAGACCAACAGAAGGAAGAAGAUGAAAAUGAAGAUGAUAAAGAUGAAGAAGAUAAAGAUGAAGAAGAAGAUAAAGAUGAAGAAGAUAAAAACGAAGAAGAAGAUAAAGAUGAAGAAGAAGAUAAAGACGAAGAAGAAGAUAAAGAUGAAGAAGAAGAUGAAGAUGAAGAUGAAGAAGAGGAUGAAGAUCCAGAUCCAUUAUUUCAAUUUCUAAAAGAGUUGCACGAGCAUCGCAACGAUGCUGGCAAAUUAGGUGAAAUUCAAUCAUUAAUACAGUAUAAAAAGCGAAAUGCUGAAGCUGCAUUUAGUGAAUUAUUUACGAGAAAUUGUCCAGGACAAAAAGAUGAAGAAUUUUUACUAGGUGAAAUUGAUAAAUAUGAUCGGCGAUUAAAACUUGUUAAAGAUGCUAUUGAAAAAGCAUCAGCACCAUAA